AUGGCAUCCCCCCCACCAACAUCAACCGCAACCGCAUCCUCGCAAUUCCCCGUCGGCUCCAUCCUGCAGAAUAUUCACAUCAACCAGACGCAGAAAUAUGUCUUCUCGGCUUUUGCCGGCCUGGUCUGGUACAACGCGAUCGAGCUCAUCGUUCUCUGCCUGACCACCUUCAAACGCUACCACGGCUGCUACUUCUGGUCCCUCCUUCUCGCCUCCAUCAGCCUCAUCCCGCACACCCUCGGCUUCUUUUUCCUCUUCUUCCUCUCCACAUCAGUCAGCCCCUAUGUCGCCGUCUCCUUCGUCAUCCCCAGCUGGUGCACCAUGAUAACCGGCCACUCGCUCAUCCUCUGGUCACGCCUGCACCUCGUCCUCCAGAAACCAAAGAUCCUCCGCGCCAUUCUCGUCAUGAUCAUCGUCGACGCCAUUACCAUGCAAAUCCCCAUCGCUGUGUUGCUCUACGGCGCCGUCUCUCCGAACGCGGCGCACUUCACAACGGGGUACAACGUCAUGGAGCGGAUCCAGCUGAUCGUCUUCGCGCUGCAAGAAAUCAUUAUCUCAAGCUUCUACGUCUUCGAAACAGUCAGGAUGCUCCGCCUGCGGCCGCCGGAAGCGCGGCACCGGCAGAUCCUGACGCAGCUCCUCGCGAUCAAUAUCGUGAUUCUCGUGCUGGACGUUGCUGUCGUCGGGACCGAGUAUGCGGGCUACUAUGCCGUGCAGGUGAUGUUCAAGCCCGUGGCGUACAGUAUCAAGUUCAAGCUCGAGUAUGCGAUUCUCGGGCGGUUGAUCCAGAUCGCCAAGGGGGGCCCGUCCCUCGAGCGCGAGCAGGUCUCGUCGAGUGUGCAGGGCUUUCACUCUGAUCCGUCGGAGCGGAUGGCCACGGUGGGGAGCGCGAGUCUGAGCAAGACUCCGGGACCCAGUCCGGACAGUGCAGGAACGGGUAUGUCGUAUGUCCGCGAUGAGGAUACAUAUGCCGCAAUGAGGUUUCAUGAGAGGCAGUCACUUUGA
This is a messenger RNA of Aspergillus pseudoviridinutans, 1005 nucleotides long. RefSeq lists its product as uncharacterized. NCBI's taxonomy places the organism in Eukaryota, Fungi, Ascomycota, Eurotiomycetes, Eurotiales, Aspergillaceae. Bases 1 to 1005 code for a protein of 334 amino acids. The record is from RefSeq and is a predicted model, not a curated record. The transcript has a single exon.